Messenger RNA from Chironomus riparius, 700 nucleotides. The record is from the annotation of a GenBank genome assembly. Lineage: Eukaryota; Metazoa; Arthropoda; Insecta; Diptera; Chironomidae.
CAAAAAGUUUUGAAUAUUCUUCUAGUACUGAAAAAAUAAGUUAAAUUUCACAUAAAAUGUUAAAAAAAUCAUCAAUAUUGCCAAUAUUUAUUUUGACAAUUUUAAUAUCUGCAGCAUCAGCUUUGAAUUUUAAUAUAACAAAUCUCAGUAAUUGCGCUGAUAUUCCCCUCGAUUAUACUCAAGAUGCUGAAAUCGAAGUUGCGGACGUGAGUUAUGAGGCAAAUGAGAAAGGAUUUUUUGACACUUUACAUGGAAAAUAUUUAGUUCAUGUCCAUCAAAUCGAUCAUAUUGACAUAGAACUAGUAAUCACAUUUUAUAAAUGUCCUGUGGGUACAAUUGGUCCAUGUAAAGAUGUUUUAAAGGAAUAUAUUGAAGCGAUUACUUGCAAGAGAUUUUUGGAAGACAAAAGUGGACCUUGGUAUGUCUUUGCACCAGCUAUGGAUAACAAAAAUUUAUGUGCAAAACUCGUUGGAACUUAUCAAUUUACAAAAGCACAUUUGAAUGGAACUUAUAUUGAAAAUUAUAUGACAAUUGAGGAAGGACAUUAUAGGAUUCGAAUGUUGAAUCAUGUUCCAGGAAAAGACAUGGAUAUUCGAAAUCUUCGUGGUUGUGUUGAACUUGAUUUCGACAUAAUGUGAUUUAUUAUAUCUUUUAAUAUUUUAAAAGCAAUUUAUGAUGACUUGAAUAUUCUAUUUGUUAG